CAGUCAUGCUUAAAGUUUUCAUCAUUUUGAUUACCUUGUUUCAAGAUACAUUAUCAGGGAAUGUAAUUAUUAUUCAAACACCAGAUAUUCUCACCAUCUCUUACAUCAAAAAUAAUCCAAAUUUCUAUGACUAUUGUGACCAACAAUUGGAAAAUGUAGUAAGAAUAAAUGAAUAUCAUUCAUUUACGGCUUGUAAAGGAUUAAGUGAUUCGGCAAAUAAUGAUCUACCUACCAAUUUUUCAAACAUGAAUGGUAUAGGUUAUCUUGUCUCGGCUAAUCCUCGAGAUUCUAACUAUCAUAAUCAAGAAAAUCCAACUAAAAAUCUAGAAAAAAUCGCCGAUGCUAAAUGCAAUCCUUAUAGCUAUACAAAAAUUCCUCAAGCACCUUGGGGAACCUAUUGGCUUUAUCAAACUUGUUCUGUUGGAUAUGAACAGGCUGAUAUUUAUAUGGAGAACCCAACAUUCAAUGGGUUUCAAUCCAAACCAAUCAAUAGUAAUACUUGUCUGAAUAUUCAUAAUUUUAAAACUAGUCAAUUAUCUCCUUGUGCACAAUGUGCUUAA
This is a messenger RNA of Dentiscutata heterogama, 560 nucleotides long. NCBI's taxonomy places the organism in Eukaryota, Fungi, Glomeromycota, Glomeromycetes, Diversisporales, Gigasporaceae. The record is from the annotation of a GenBank genome assembly.